GAAAUAGAAGAGAAGGAGAGAAAAGGAGAGAAUGAAAUUGCAUUCUUAAAUGCACAUUUAUGUUAAGGAACUAGUUGGAAAAUGGCGGGCUGCAUAUUUUCUUCCCCUAAAACUCCAUAGUUAAAAUAUCUUGACAAUUUUCGCACUAAAACUGAUUAGUUCUGUAAAUACGGAGAAGAGUGUUAACGGAAAUGUUUUAGCAUAUAAAAUAAGAGUGAAAAAGUUUAAAGAUUUCCGAAAUAUUUGAAUCAUUUAAUCUAUUAGAGUACACGAGAAAAAAAUAUAUAUUUAUAAAUAUAUUUAAGCAAUGUCACAGCCAUCAGUAACGGCUUAUUUUAAUACGCGUAAGCGACAAGCUAACGAAGAUUUACGCAAUAAAUCUAAAGUUUUAUUAUUGGAUCAAGAAUAUAUGAAAAUAAAUGAAGACAGUGAACUUCAAACGAGAAUCCAAACUUUUCAACCGUCCAAACUUCUACCUGAAGAACAAGAAGAAACUGUAGUAACGAGCUCAAAAAUGAUAUUGAUGCAAGGAACAAGCAAUUUUAAUAAUUCUACUUCUAAAGUAAAUUCUACUAUGUGCCAUACUCAAGUUGAUUCUAAGUUUUCUGCACAGAAGACAAGUAAAGUUAUUACUCGCUCACGUGUAACUCAAAUAUGUAAAUCAAGUCAGAAUGGUCAAAAAGAUAUUCGUGAGAGUUUCCUCAAGAUAAGUAAUGAUGAUGAAAUGAAAAACGGAAAUUUGAAAAUAAAAGGAAAAGUGAAAAAAGUAUUAUUUGAGAAAAAAGGUACUUUGAGUCCACAGAAGAAGCAACCUUCUACGCCAAAUAAAAAUGUAGCAGAGGAAAAACAGACUACAAUGAUUGAACAAAAUGAACCAACUGGUAUUGGAUGUACUACACCAAAAAUGAUGUCAAUUAGAGAUGAUUCUAUUAGAAAAAGUCUAGAUUUGAAUGAAAUCAAAAAUAGAAUUAACAGGUCUAGCAGACUAGCAGAAUUAAAAGCUUCUAUUGAUCGCAUUAAAAAAUGUGAACAACAUUUAAAUGUAUUUCAGAAACAAAAUGAUCUUAAUAAACCUCAAAUACAGAGGUUUGAACAAAUUGAACUUGAAAUUCCAGUCAGUCCUCAAAAGAACUUCAAAUCACCAAGUAAAACCUUAAUUAGUCCGAUAAAAAGUGAAGUCUUAGCUCAAACGAGUCCACAACGUCGUAUUUUAUUUGAACCUAAGAAAUCUACUAGUCCGAUAAAAAGUAAACCUGAUAAAACUCCAGCUUAUCAAAGAUAUUUAUCAUUUGCUGAAAGUAGUACACCAGGAUUAUCAUUACCAUAUAACUAUAGGUUCUUAGCAGAAAUUUUUAGAUGCAUUGAUACGGUUUCCGCUAUGCUGUUUAAUCGUAAAGAAUUAAUAACAUUUAAAAAAUUAAAGCCAGCUAUUCAAGAACUUUUACGACGCAACUUUACUUUAGAACAUUUGUCACAAAUAAAAACUGUUUAUCCUGAUGCUUAUAUUUUUCAUCAAGAGAAAGUUAGGUCAUUUGGUUCGAUAUCUAAACAAGAUAAAUAUGAAUUGAUUUUAACACCAAUUGUACAAGUAAAAGAUGGAUUAAAUGGAUCAAAUGAAGACAAUGUCUUACAGGCAGCAACAGAUGUAAGCAUGACUCCGGACAUAUUGCUACAAAGAAGAAGAAAAUUUUAUGAUGUUUUGUUAGAUAAAGUUAAAACAGAACAUGAGCAAUUUUUGCUAAAAUUAGACGAACCAAUAGUCGUUCUUAAAGAAAAAAUUAUACGUUGGCAUCCUGAGUUUGAUGUUGAAAGUUGCAAACCUAUUGAGCAAUCUGCAUUGCCACAACCACCUAAUAUAGAAAAGGCCACUUCUGCUAAACAUGUUUUAGAAAAAGCAAAGUCUUUAUUCACUUGUAAUACUCGAAUGGAAAAAGCUUUGCAAAGAUUAGCAGAAGCAAAAAUGGUGUCAAAAUCUAAAUCUCCAGAUAUAUCUUCUACAAAUGAACCUACUAACAGUACUAUAGACAAAGUUAAUAUUACUGUUAUUAAUACUCCACCAAUUAUACCAACUAUAGAAAGGAGUUAUCUUGCUAAGACAUUUAAGGGCAUUCCAAAAGCUCUUCUUGAAAAGGUACGUGCGAAACAAGCUGCUAAAGCAUUAGAAAUGAUGACUCGAACUCCAGAUCUAGAUAAAGAAGCGACUCUAUAUUCUAGAUUACCUGAGUUAGCAAAGAUUCUUCGUAGUAUUUUUGUAGCUGAAAAGAAAGGAGUUUUACCUUUAGAACAUGUAUUAACUAAAUUAGAUAAUUCGUUUAGAACUAAACUCACUACAGCUGAAUUAGAGGAACAUGUGCGAAAAUUAUGUAAAUUACUGCCUAUUUGGGCUAGUAUACAUAAUGUGCGAAAAACAGAUUACUUAAAGCUUGCAAAAGAUGUUGAUUUAAAUAAAGUAAUUAAAAUGUUAGAAAUUGUGGCUAACAAUAAAGUUACUACAUCAUGAUGUCAAUAUAAUAACGUAAUUAAUAUAAAAUUCAAUUUUUAUUUGUAUUUAAUUUUUUUUAAUAUAUUUAUGUAAUCUUUUUUAUGGUAUAUUUGCAUGGAUAUGAUAACAAUGAAUUAGCAUUUUGGAAUUGUUAUCUUCUCAUGUAAUUUUACUAUGCAUAGUCAGUAUAUUUUCUGGUAUAUGUCAUGAAUAAAAAUAAUAUAUAAACAUUAAAUUUUUUAAUUUGUGUUAUUGGUUAAAUAUCGUUUAAAGAUUAUGAUACAUCAUAUAUAUGAUGAAAAAUAUUUAUAUAUUUUAAUUUUAUUAUCAUCCAAUUUUUAUAAAAAUUAUUGAUAUAAGGAAUAAUAUUACUAAAAAAAUAUUGAGUUAAAAGAAAAUGAGGAACCUUACUUUUCACAGACUAUGAUUACAUAUUUAUUUACAAUGUUUAUUUUAUGUAACAGCACAUAAUAUAUAACAUUAGGUCAUCAGUUAUAACUACAAAUAGCAUACGACUAGAUUAAAGGAUCAAGAAGUAAAACUGCCACAUCAAAUCUAAAUUUAGAUCCAAUUUAUACAUGCUUAUGAUAUUUAUGACAUUUAAUGACAUUAUGAUUGUAACAAAAAUAGUUAUAAUUACAUUAACUUUAAAAACUUUCAUAAUUUUGCCAAAGUUUGAAUAUUAGUAUAAUAAUACUAGUUAUAUUAUCCAGAUUAUGCUUUACAAAAAAUAACAGAUCUAUACUUUACAACAGAUUCUAUGUUUAUAGCAUGCUUCUUGUAACAUGAAAAUUUAAUAAAAUAUUUAAAUCAUCUGUUUUAGAAACGGGAAAUGUACAAUUUAAGAAUAUUAUUAUUUUCAUAAAAUCAUAAGUCCAUUUCAUAACAUUAUGUCCCAAUUGAACUUUAUUUUAAAGUUCAUUAUUCGUUUUUUCAAAAAUCUAUAAACGAAUCCGAAUGGCUUAUGAUGAAUCAUAAUAGGCACAUUACAUGGAAAUUUUUAUCAAUAAAGGCACUGCCAUGUUUUGCACUAAAGGACUAAUACAUCGGUGCAUUUGUAAUUAUUCAUUAUAUGCAUACACAAACAUAUAUGUAUAUAUAGCAUAUCUAUCUAUUUAUAUUAAAGUCUGCCAAGCAGUCUACAAGGAAUGUUGUACUUCUAUAAUUCAGUCCCAAAAAAUAAAAAGAUAUUGUUUGAAA
Molecule: messenger RNA, 3682 nt
Organism: Vespa mandarinia (Asian giant hornet)
Lineage: Eukaryota; Metazoa; Arthropoda; Insecta; Hymenoptera; Vespidae
Product: DNA replication factor Cdt1-like
Biological process (GO): mitotic cell cycle; regulation of DNA-templated DNA replication initiation; DNA replication checkpoint signaling
Cellular component (GO): nucleus
Molecular function (GO): DNA polymerase binding; DNA binding
Source: RefSeq, a predicted model, not a curated record